This is a messenger RNA of Musca vetustissima, 3009 nucleotides long. RefSeq names its product intraflagellar transport protein 88 homolog (gene nompB). NCBI's taxonomy places the organism in Eukaryota, Metazoa, Arthropoda, Insecta, Diptera, Muscidae. The transcript has 8 exons. The record is from RefSeq and is a predicted model, not a curated record. Gene Ontology annotation, biological process: non-motile cilium assembly; intraciliary transport. Gene Ontology annotation, molecular function: kinesin binding. Gene Ontology annotation, cellular component: non-motile cilium; centriole; ciliary basal body. The coding region runs from base 1 to 2910 and encodes 969 amino acids.
AUGGAUGCGGAAAUUACUGUAGAUGCCGCAGGCAUUCCUCUAUCUACUGGUGGCACUGGGGAAACAGUUCCCGUUCAGGCGCCAGUAGCAGUAGCUCCGCCACCUCCUCCCACUGCUGCCGGUCGACCACCAACAUCAUUACUUUUUUCGCGUGGAAAUUUAGUUAGCAGCCGCUUGGGAGGCGAUAAAGGAGCGCAAGCACGUCCUUCCACAUCUGUACGUGCCGUGGGCUAUGCAGCCAACAACAGCGGUUCGGCUGGGCAACGCUUUGAUCAGUUUUUCGUUGAAAAGGCCAAACAACAAACACUCUCAUCAGCCAAUGCCGCCGUGGUGGCUAAGAAAGAAGUGAGUCCCCAGGUGAAAUAUAAAAAUCUGGAAGCAAAAAUAGUGAAAUUACUGGAAUCGUCAAUUGUUUUAGCGGCAAAAGCGUCAUCGAAUCGUAAAUUCAAUGGCGAGUUGGGUGGUCAGGAGACGAUAACUUCGGAAAUGAAGGCUGCCGCAGCCGAAGCGCUCAACAAAGCCAAGGAGGCAUUUUCAUUGGAUCGCACGUUACACAGAUUCCGGGAUCAACAUGGUGAAAACAUUUUUCAUAAUUUCGAUCUUACCUAUGCGGUCUUUUUCAACCUGGCCGAGCAGUAUGAGCGCAAUGACAUGCACAUCGAAGCGCUAAACACCUAUAGCAUCAUGACAAAGAACAAAAUGUUUCCACAUGUGAAUCAGCUCAAACUGAAUAUGGGCAACAUCUACUAUCGCAUGGGUAUGUAUCCGAAGGCUAUUAAAAUGUAUCGAAUGGCCCUCGACUCGGUGCCGAACAAUCUGAAGCAAUUGCGCCUGAAAAUCACCCAAAACAUUGGUAUACUCUUCGUGCGUAUGGGCCAAUAUGCCGACGCGGCCGCCAGCUUUGAGUUUAUCAUGUCUGAGCGAGCGGACAUUCGAAGCGGCAUUCACUUAAUACUUUGCUAUUAUGCCAUGGGUGAUGUGGAUAAAAUAAAGAACACUUUCCGAAAUUUAUGUGAUGUCCAGCCGAUGGAGGCUGAAAAAGAUUUGGACAAUGAGAACAGCAUACUAAAGCUGCAACAACAUGUGGUCAGCGAACAGCAGAGUAACCACGACCGACAGCAGACACCGCCGCCCCACCAAUCCCAACGCAAUUUACAUCAUCAGAAUGGAUUCGAGAAUUCGCCAACGGCCGAAAUAGAGGUAAUCAAUAGCGCAAACGGUAAUGGCAGUGGCGGAAAUGGCGGUGUCGGUGGCAGCAGCAGCUUCAACAUCGAUGAUAAAAAUAACAAUACGAAUAAUAGCGGCGUCGGUGGUGGCGACAGUGGCAGCAACUUUACUGGCAAUGGUGCCGGCAACAAUGCCAACGACCAUCGCCCAAAGACUGGUUUAAGGCCUGUCGACCGUAAUGGCUACAUAUUUCAAUCGCUGAAAUCCGACGAGCUGGCAAUUUAUAUCAAGCAACGCAAAAACAAUGAAAAACGCGCCAUAACAAUGAUUGUCGAUUUAAUUUCUCCCAUCAUUGAGGAGAACUACAACGAUGGAUACAACUGGUGCAUUGAGGUCAUUAAAACGUCCAAUCUAUCAUGGCUGGCCAGCGAAUUGGAAUUGAAUAAGGCUUUGGUCUAUCUGCGUCAGAACGAUGUCAAUCAGGCAAUUGAAACUCUACAAAUGUACGACCGCAAAAGUGAAGGAUCCAUGACGGCCAGUGCGCUCACCAAUUUAAGUUUCAUUUACAUCAAUUUGGGCAAUUUAGAAAUGGCCACACACUGCAUUCAGCAAUUAAACGAAAUCGGAGCACUGCAGAGCAAUGCCAUGGCGUUGGUAAAUGCCAGCAUCAUUGACUAUCACAAACAAAAUUAUGUGGCAGCACGCAACAAACUCGAGAGGGCACUGCAAAUUCAGCCGGACAACUUUGAGGCCAAUUACAAUUUGGGCCUCGUGGCAAUGCAGGAAAAUGACUUAGCUCUGGCUGAGGAACAAUUUGAAAAUCUGAAGGCUCAGCUAAUGGUUCCGCAUUCGGUGCAGCACAGUCAUGUUUACUAUCAAUGUGCCAAGCUGCAAGAGAAGCUAAAUACGACAACUAUCGGCGGCAAUAACUUCAAAUUGAAUAACACUUCGACAGCGCUGCAAUCGUAUCUCCAGGUCUUGGGAAUAUCGGCUGGAGAAAUUGAUUCGCGGCUAUUUGAGAAAGUCGGUUCAAUCUAUGAACAGCUAAAUGAUCACCAAGAAGCCAAUCAGUACUACAACGAGGCAUAUCGCAUUAAUCCUAGUGACAUUAGUAUCGCAAGUUCGAUUGGAUCCUAUUACAUUAAGUUGCAAGCCAUUGAAAAGGCUUUGUAUUAUUACGAGAGAGCAGUCCUAGCCGAUCCCAAUGAUCCCAACUUAAUGUUACGCAUAGCUAGCUGUUUUCGAAACUCAUAUUUGCCACCCAAACAGUAUUUGGGAAUGUUUGAGAAAAUAUAUGCCCUAUUUCCGGAUAAUUUAAACUGUGUGCGAGCCUUAGUGCAGGUUACAAAAAGUUUGGGUAUGGCGGAGUUGAAUGAGAAAUAUUCACAGGAAUAUGCACGAUUGCAUAAAGCUCAAACGGAAAGAGAAAAUGAACAGCGUUAUCAACAACAACGAUUGUCAUCGGCUGCCUCAGGCAGAGUUGGAAGCAGCCGUUUACGAACUUAUCGAAACGAUCGAAUGUCGGAAUCGGAAAAUGGUCUAUCAAAUGCAAUUUCAGCCAAUUUCAAUGGUGAACAUUAUGUUCGUGCAACGGAUUCGCUAUAUACAGGUAUCACAGCGCCACAACAUACUGAUCCUUUGGGACCACCCCCAGAACGACCCCGUACCGGUGCCGUUAAAAAUGAUGCAACACCCGAAUCAGAUGACGAAGAGAUGAAUGCAGAAAGUUUAUUACCCAUAUAAAUAUUAAUUGCGUCAAGUAAACAAAAUAACAAUCAUUUUUGUUUGUCGUAAAAAAUGCAUUGACACAAUGAGUGGCAAAUAAAUGUAAUAACACUCUUA